Molecule: messenger RNA, 5134 nt
Organism: Mercenaria mercenaria
Lineage: Eukaryota; Metazoa; Mollusca; Bivalvia; Venerida; Veneridae
Exons: 6
Coding region: 11-1891 (626 amino acids)
Source: RefSeq, a predicted model, not a curated record
AGUGAAUAGAAUGAAAGCUACAUCAACGAUCACUAAUCAUUACUGUGUCAUACAAGAUGAAAUACCACCAGAGCCUUUGGCGAUGCCAUCGAGUAAACCAGAGCAGAUGUCUCAAAGCGGCUCAAAAAGUUACGAUAAGAUGAAAGUCGGAAUGGCAUGCAACGGGCAAUGGGUUGGAAAGUCUGACGUUAACGAAGCAAUUAUACUAGCUUCUGGUACAGAGAAAGAGAUGCGAUUCCGUUCCCAAGACACAGAUAGUCCUAUCCUGACAACUGAAUCACAAUCAACGCAGCCACGGAAACGCAUCAGAACUGAACAAGCUAAGAGCGAAUACUCGACACGGAUGGAAGAUGAACCAAAACUGCUUUCUGGUUAUGAUGAUUCAAUACGACUUCUCAGCAAAGAGGAACUGAAUGUGUUAUGGCACAAAAGCAGUGAAGAGAUUGAAGAGAAAGUACUUGCUGAAUGUGAGAAAAUCUGUGCUUUCAUCAAGACAAAGUCAAAAUCUAUUUUAUGUGUAUAUCCAGUCUAUGACAUUAAAGAUGAUACAAAGGUACAAUUUUUAGUGUUAACAGAAAAGAAAAUCCGCUGUCCAAGGAACAUCAAAUAUGAUGUUGUUAUGCGAAAAGUAAAUGACUGUUCUGGAGAAAGUAUGGCUAUUCAGCGUAAUAAGAAGAUCACAAAAGAUAAAUACAGUCUCACGCCUGAAGAGAGAAAGCAUAUGAGAGACGUUAUAAAUAGGAACGCUCCGGAUCUGAUGAAGCGUUACAAAUAUGUGUCCGUAAUUUCCGGGAGUGGAAUACGAUCAAAGGGUUAUGAUACAAAGAAUCAUAUGAUUAUCCCCCAGCCAUGUAUCGUGAUAUACGUUCAUACAAAAAACAAAAUACCCUUAUCUGAAGGCAAACUUCCACAAACGAUAGAAAACAUUCCAGUCGAUGUAAGGGAGGGCAGUUUUCAGAACAGUAGUUCGGAUAGGUAUGACAAGCUACUAAUGGGAUGCCAGAUCACAUCUUCUGUUAACUCGAAGAGCUCUGGAACACUGGGUGGGUUUAUAGAUCACCCACUGUAUGGUUUAUGCGGAGUUACAUGUGCUCACGUUGUUUUGAGUAAACAUGAACUUCACGAUUCCAGGAAAAAAGGAAGCAGAAAGUGGGAAGAUAGCAACCACAAAGUUUACCAACCAGCAGUCGUUCAACAUGAAAACUAUGUAGGUGCUUUAAGGGAAACAUUCUACAAGACAGGCGGCGACAGCAAACCUGGAGUUGAUCUGGCUGUUUUCCAGAUACAAAAUAGGCCCCCAGACUCUGGAAAAUUCCCCGAAGAAGCAGGUAUGCUUUACGAGACUGGGCGCAUUGAAAGAGAAAUUAAACCUUACCAAUAUGGACAAAGUGUAGUAAAAUUUGGACAAACAACCAGCAAAACAGAUGGAUUUGUACAGUUCAACGGCGCUGCUGUGAAGAAGAUUGAUUUUAAUGAAAAAUACUGUGUAAAUGAUGUUGAAUUUACUUACACGCUCUUUGACCAGAUCGAAAUCCAACCUCCUCCUGACAAAGAUCUUUUCUCCGACGGUGGAGAUUCUGGUGCCUUAGUAUUUAUUAGAAACGCAGAUGAGGAACUUGCUUGCAUUGGUAUGGUUAUAGGGAACUUAAAUGUAGCAAGUGAAGGCGGAUCUACUAGUAUUCGGAGAGGCAAUAGCAUCGUCACACCCAUAUCAACAAUACAGGACGAACUUGGAGUGUCUGAAUUUAAAAGUUUUGUUUGGUACAGGAUUGAAAAUAUGGAAAAAAGAUUUACUAGUAUAGACAUGCGUUUAGGAAAACUAGAUAAAAUGGACGAGCGCAUAGAAAACAUGGAAGGGAUGAUAACAAAAAUUGCCGAAUCGAAAGACUAAUGACUAAUGAUUAAAUGCAAAACCAGCAUGGCGGUGUUAAGAUAACCAAACCUUUCGGAAGACUCAAAACUCGGAUCGAUUGAGUCUAACUUGAGAACCGCUUGACCCAUAAAAUUCAGGCUUGGUAGCAAAAUUUUGCUUAUGAAGUAGAUUAUCUCAAUUUUGCUGUCGGUCAAUAAUAAGUCAAAGUGAUGGUCAAAAGGGUUUAAAAUUGAAAAUGGUUUCCGCUCAAUACCUUGAGAAUUACUUGACCCAAAACCUUCAAACUUGAGAUGAUGGUUGGGUUUAUAAAGUAAAUGCCCUCUAGGGUGGAGACAAUUGGUUAGAGGUCAGCUAGUAAAAAUAUCUACACUACUCGGAUAAUUUUUUUUCAUUAUCUUCACCAUGUACUUUGCAAAAUUUAGACUAUGCAUGUAAAUUAGUUAAACAAUUGUUUAUGUUCUUUCCAGCAGUUUUUAUUUUUUGAAUCAUUGUUUUGUCAAAGCCUGUCUGCCUGGAUGUUUUAGCAGACCGUUUGUCAAAGGAUCUCAUUAUUAUUAUUAUAAUUAUCUUUUUGAAAAUUUGAAGCUCUUCAAUACUAAUUGGCAAUUAAGAUUCAAUUUUAAAAAUAAUUACCGGUCAUGUUUUUUUCUUAUUUUGUAGCAUAUAUAUCCAGAUGUACAAUUAAAUAUCUAGUAUAAUUACUUAUAUACAUAAUCAGAGAUUAAUAUAUAAUGAUAAAUUUAAAUGAUCGUUUGUCGAUAUUGUUUUUCAUUAGAAGCAUUUCUGAAAUGACGUUGCACUUAAUAAAUGUACACGUGUAUACUCCCAACGAAGACUACAUAUGCAAUCUUGUACAUGCCUAAUCUUUUAACCCUUGCACACAAUUAAGUGAAACGUCACACAAGUGAUCAGUACAAACCCUCGUUGGUAUGGUGCAUGUUACGUAUUUUCAGAUAAAUAUUCUGCAGAGUUAUGGGACUUUGCUUUUUGUUACUAUACUAUAUACAUACAGUCUAUAUACAUACAGUCCAUAUAAUUAUGCAAUAUUAAGUGCGCCAAACUGCAAUGUACUUGUCAGUGCGUGCGGAGGUAUAUUCAUCACCUUCAGUGAUAGCUGUAGUUCGUUUUUUGAUAUCAAUAAUCCGCAAUACUUAUAGAAAUCGAUCCGAAAGUAUUUUUAAGUUUUUAUUAUUUGAAAUUCAUAUGAUGGUAUCAAAAGACAUUUAUAGAUAUGAUAUAAUGGAAUAAAGGACGUGAUGGAAUUGUACUCAUAAUAUCACGAAAUAAACAGAUCUAAACUUCAUAUAACUAAGUAUUUUAUGAUAUUAUAAAUUCGUAUUUUGUGACAAUUUUGGACACCAUAUUAUAUUUAAUUCGAAUUAAAGAAAUUAGUAGAUUGAAUUCGUAAUACCAUUAAAUGAAAGGGAUUACUAAGAUAUGGAAUGAUAUAUACCUCUAAAUCUUUAUCUUUUUGUGACAUCUUUAAACGUCUUUGAUGAUAGGAAAUAUUUAUCAAACUAUACAAUGACUUGGAGAUAUAUCAAAAUAAUAAAUUAAUGUCUCGAAAAGAUUUUAUGAUAUGUCAAAAUAAAUUUAUGAUAGAUUUAUCAAUACAGUUCCACUUUUAGGCAUUUGAAUAAAUGGUUAUUUCUUUUGUUUUGACAUUGACAUUUUUGUAGAUAAAACGUACACUUAACAAAUCCAAUAUCUUAUAAGUACUGCACACAUUUGAAAUUUCACAUUGAUUAAGAAAAUGAUAUUGGUAAUAUGAUGUCAAAAUACAGAAAAAGCCGAAUGAUGCGAUCAUAUUAUUUUAUUUAUUUUGAUACAUUAAUACAAAUUAAACAAACUCACAAAAUACAAAUAAGUGAUUUAAGUAACUUGCUCCCAUUUUAUAGUAAAUUACAGUGAUGUAAAAUUUUUUUUUCAAAUUGCACUUUUGAAAAUGAAAUACAGGAUAAUUAUUCCAACAUUAACUUGUACAAUUUAAGCCUGUUCAUGUCAUAUUUCGAAAGAUGUAUUUCACAUACCAAUGACCUUUUGAAAGAAUAAAUAAGAUUAACAUAUGCGUGUGUUUGACAAGUUUUAUUUCUUUAUUUUAGCUUUUGUUAUUGCGUUAGAAAUGCCAUUUAAACCAGACUAUGUUUGUAUGAAAACCCGAAAGUGAAUGCGAGUAGUUUUAAUUAAGCGAGACACAAAGGUCAUUAUUUAAACAAAUUGCUCAAAAAGUUUAUAUUUUUAUGAAUUUUUCAAAAUGGGGUGUGGUCAUACAUUAGACAAAGUUAUAAGAUGGCCUAAUUUAAUUUUGUUUAAAUUUCGGUAUGACAUUCACAACAUAUUAACCAAAUUUCUAAAAUGAACUUCAAGGAACAUGUAUUAAAUUGGCAAAAAAUCAAAAAAGUGUUACGUUAGAAUAUUUGUUAAGUGUGUAUCCGGGAUAUCUAAGCCUCUGUGAUCGCUUGCGCUUAGUAUAAGUAGAACUGGAGUGUUUUCCACGUAAAGUCAUAAAUAAGCUUUUCUAGUAUGUUGAAUCUUUUCAAUGCUCAUCUUAUCUUCCACUUAAGAUAUUUACUUCAAAUGUUGAAAGUCUUCAUCAAAUGGAUUGAAGUUUGCUUACUAUUAGUAUAUAAAUGAAGGGUUUGUAUAGAAUUACAUUCAUGAUUAAAUUUCAAUAUAAACUUCCAGUUUUUUGUGGUAGUAUAAAGUGCGUUUAGCUAUACAUGUAUUAAGUAGUCUUAGGCUAAUGCAUAGUACUGUUAAUACACGUACAUUUGUCCAUUUUUCUUUCUUUACAUACUACUAUAUGUAGAAAUUGUUAAAAGUUUUUAAAUAUGAAUUUUGGGUCUAGUAUACCCUUAGUUACAUAUGUAUAUAUAUGACAAAGUGUUUUGAUCCCUCGAUCUCUUUAAGAAAAUCGCUGCUCAAACUAAGUGAGUGAUGCGCAAUGAUAUUUUAUAUGAAGUAAAACGGUGUUGUGAAUCUGGCAGCUUAUAUUAAUAAAACACACAAGCAUUUCUUCAGUGCGUUUUUGCCAGUUUUUGUGAGUUUUAUUGUUCAUUUUAUUCUAAAGAAUAAGUUGAGCACUCGCUAGACUGUUUAAGCUCUAAAACUCAGGUGAGUGAACUAGGGCCAUCAUGGCCCUUUUGUAAUGUUGUUAUGCAUGGCAUGUUAUGUACUUGUAUUUGAUUUUAUUGUGUUAGACUCUUUCUAUGUUGUGGUGUAUAUAAUCAGUAUGAUGAGACGAAAUAAAAUAGAUAUUUG